AUGCUGUCGCGACAGAUUUCACGGGCGGUGCCCAGAACUGCUACCCGACUACCGCUCAUUUCACGCCGAACCUACCUCCCCCCAUCGAUCAACAGCCGCGAUGUUCUUGACCAGAAGUACCCGGACGCCCCUAGGCUUACAGAGGAGGAGGAUCCCGGAAUGAACGGUGGAUACGUCAACCCUCUCCCUGUCAAACGUCAAUUCCGCGAUCCCCAUGGAGAUUGGUGGGACAAGCAGGAGAGGAGGAACUUCGGCGAGCCUGUCCACGAGGACUUUGAUCUCCACGGCAUGUUCACGCCGCACGAGUACACAUGGACGACUCCCGGCAAGGGUGCUGUUAUGUUCGGCACAUUUGUUGUUGCCUUUUUGGGUGUAUUGGUUGGGGUUAAGAUGGCAUACCCUGAUAUUCAGUCGUAUCCUCGCGAAUUCGAGGGUGGCCUCGAACGCGAGCUCGGGGGUGCCGGCGCGAUGAGGGCAAGGAUGGCUGGAGACCCAGAGCCGUUUGUCAAGGAGUAA
This is a messenger RNA of Pyricularia pennisetigena, 516 nucleotides long. RefSeq lists its product as uncharacterized. The record is from RefSeq and is a predicted model, not a curated record. The transcript is spliced from 3 exons. The coding region runs from base 1 to 516 and encodes 171 amino acids. Gene Ontology annotation, cellular component: mitochondrion. NCBI's taxonomy places the organism in Eukaryota, Fungi, Ascomycota, Sordariomycetes, Magnaporthales, Pyriculariaceae.